AUGACGUUAUUCCCAUUGUUGUUGUUCCUGGCUGCUGUAUUGCCCCCAUCCAUUCUUCGAGAACACUAUGAGAAUAUGAAUUUUGAGGAUUUGACAACCACUAGAGUGUCAGUCCAAGAAGAGAUUGUAAACAAGCACAACCAACUGAGAAGACUGGUUUCUCCACCUGGUAGUGACUUACUAAAGAUGCAAUGGAGCAAUGAUGCCCGAGUGAAUGCACAGAAAUGGGCAAGCCAGUGCACUUACCAACACAGUCCUGCAGAUUCCAGGACCACCAACAUAAGAUGUGGUGAGAAUAUCUUCAUGGCAAGUUAUCCAGCAUCAUGGUCUCGUGCAAUCCAAAGCUGGUUUGAUGAAGCCAAAGAUUUCAAGUUUGGUUCAGGCCCAAAUCCAACUGAUGCAUUAGUUGGACAUUAUACUCAGGUUGUUUGGAAUUCAUCUUUCCAAGUUGCAUGUGGAGUUGCUAAGUGUUCUCACCAAUUAUUGCAAUUCUUAUAUGUUUGUCACUAUUGUCCUCCUGGUAAUUAUUUAAGAAGGCAAUACAUCCCUUACACAAUAGGACAACCAUGUGCCCUUUGUCCUGAUCACUGUGAAGAUGGACUCUGCACGAAUAGUUGUGAAUAUGAAGAUAAGUUUUCUAACUGUGCAGAAUUGAAGGCUUCACUAACUUGUGACUAUCCAAUGGUUAAACAAGAGUGCAAAGCUACAUGUAACUGUGAAAGCAAAAUUCAUUAAAUUUCUAGUACAAAUGAACAAGGCCAUGUGAAGUAAGACCACCUCCUCUACUUAGACUAGUCACAUUCCACUAGAAAACUUGAGGUACAGAUACAUUGAAAUGAUUCCAAACAGUAAAUAUUCCUUUCUUCUCUAUUGUUCUAUUUAGUAGAAAUAUUUUAUAUCCAAAGAUUCUGAAAUAACAUAAUCAAUAAUACCUUUGAACCUUGACCUCUGAUUUCUGUGACACAUUUAUGGAGUUGAGUCAAGCCCAAAGAUAUACGGUUUGUCAGUAUGACUAAGGUCACUGAAACUCCAUCCUGAAAAUAAGAAUCAGAUUCCCAGAGCACAACGGAGUGAAGGAACAGCCUAUACUUCCAUUGUAACUGUCAGUCAUUUUUCCUAGCUCUACCUAGCUAACUAUAUCUGAAAACAAAUCCCCAUUAGCUUUCUUUGAUUUCUUCCCACCAUUUUCUCUUCUUCACAUGUGC
Messenger RNA from Peromyscus californicus insignis, 1205 nucleotides. RefSeq names its product cysteine-rich secretory protein 1-like. The record is from RefSeq and is a predicted model, not a curated record. The transcript has 7 exons. The coding region runs from base 1 to 735 and encodes 244 amino acids. Lineage: Eukaryota; Metazoa; Chordata; Mammalia; Rodentia; Cricetidae. Gene Ontology annotation, cellular component: extracellular region.